Messenger RNA from Alnus glutinosa, 1168 nucleotides. Its product is annotated as PHD finger protein ING2. The coding region runs from base 196 to 1026 and encodes 276 amino acids. Gene Ontology annotation, cellular component: nucleus. The record is from RefSeq and is a predicted model, not a curated record. The transcript is spliced from 7 exons. Lineage: Eukaryota; Viridiplantae; Streptophyta; Magnoliopsida; Fagales; Betulaceae.
GAGUGAGACCCACCACCAACAGAGCUCCCCCGCUUCUCCAACGGUCAACACCUCCUUAACCGUCUCCGUUCGGUAAUUUCUCCCAAAACUUUAACAUUGAAGGCGACACCGUUUUGGACCUUUCCUUUUCCCUUCGUUUAAACUUCGUGGACCCUGUAGAGAAACCCUAGAAGAAGAAGAAGAGGAGGAGAAGCAAUGGCAAUCGCACGAACCGGAGUGUACGUCGACGACUAUUUAGAGUACGCAAGCACGUUACCCGCUGAGCUUCAGAGGCUCCUCAAUACCAUCCGAGAACUCGACGAACGCUCCCAAUCGACGAUAAACCAGACGAGGCAGCAGACCAAGUACUGCUUGGGAUUUGCUUCACAGAGCUCAAAGAAAGGGAAUAAUCAUAAUAACAAUAAUAAUUACUAUUAUAGUAAUAAUAAUUAUAAUAACCAUCAAGAAGACGAGGCAGCGAUUGAGAAAAUGCGAAAGGAUAUUGAGACAAAUCAGGAUAAUGCGUUGAGUUUAUGCACCGAGAAGGUUUUGUUAGCUCGGCAAGCUUAUGACCUGAUAGAUAGCCAUGUAAAAAGACUGGAUGAGGACCUGAACAACUUUGCUGAAGAUCUAAAGCAAGAAGGAAAAAUAGCACCAGAUGAACCAGCAACUCUCCCUGCAUUACCUAUUGUCCCUAAAAGUGAAAAACGCAAGCCUCUCUAUGGAACACCUCAAUCAAAAAGGCUGGAUUAUAGGGAGAGGGAUUGGGAUCGGGAGCGUGAUAGGGAUUUUGAGCUCAUGCCUCCUCCAGGAAGCCAUAAAAAGGAUUUUGCUGCCCCCAUGGACGUCGAUCAACCUAUAGAUCCGAAUGAACCCACAUACUGUGUCUGUCAUCAGGUAUCAUUUGGAGAUAUGAUUGCCUGUGACAAUGAAAAUUGCCAAGGAGGUGAAUGGUUCCAUUACUCGUGUGUCGGGCUGACGCCAGAGACAAGGUUCAAAGGAAAAUGGUAUUGUCCAACCUGCAGACAGUUACCGCAUUGUCAAUGAUAUUGGAAGAUUGGACCUGCUUGGUUAAUUGCUUAUUUUUGUUGUUUUAAGUACCUCUUUCAGAGGAAAACAAGUGGGGAAAUGUUAAUAAUACCAGGAAAUUUUAGAUUAUGGAAAAUUUGGAUGAUUUGUCACCAUUCAA